AUGAUUUGUCGUGCGGUCAUUCGCUUCAUAUAUGCGCCGUCGACCGUAUCUUUUGUUGCGGGACAACCGCUUGGGUAUUACUCUUCAUGGCCACUCUUUGUACUCUCACAUCACAUAGUGUAUAAGUGUGCUCGAUUUUCGACCCUCUGUAGGGUUGGAGGGAUGGGGUACCGACAACGGUCUCGCUUAGAGACUCGUAGGUCUGCAAGGGCUGAAAGUCUCUUCGUGAUGUGGAAUAAAGCUCUAUUUGGUCAUGGUUGUCUAGAGUUGUGGCUAGGUCAAGGCCUGCCCUUAAGCCUGUAUCUUCGGGGUGUCAUCAUCCAACUGUUAAGGAAGGAGAUGAAACCUCAAGAUUCAAAAUCCAGACGCACUUUUUUCUUGUUCCUGGGGUCAAAGACUUCCUUGAGUGGUCAAUGCUUCGUGCAUGGAUGCGGGAAUGGCUGCGUUAUUGUCAUUGGUACUAUGGUACUGGAUCCAUGGGUAUCCAUUGAGGCCUUCUUUGAUGCGCCAGUUGUGAAUGUGAAAUGGAAGGCUGAUCGGAAGAGCGUUGAGCUCGUUCGAUUCGGUCUUCUAUGGAAGAUUUUUGAUUUGGUGGGUCAAUUAGGUGUCUCUUUUAGGUGUUCGAUCCUAGAAGAUUCAUCUGGAUCAGAAAGAUCUGGUCCAUGGCUUCUUGGUGGAGUUGAUGGCACGUCUUUCUUGGUCUCGCCUAUCGGCCUUUUCCAACCGAAGGCGAGUAAGGGGGUUGUGGUUUGUGAGAUUGUUAAAGAUCCUUCUAAACCCGAUCCCGCUUAUAUUACCGUUCGUUAUAAGACUAAGCGAUUGGCAAAUGAUCGAGAAAGAAACGAUUGA
This is a messenger RNA of Ilex paraguariensis (yerba mate), 849 nucleotides long. The record is from the annotation of a GenBank genome assembly. Lineage: Eukaryota; Viridiplantae; Streptophyta; Magnoliopsida; Aquifoliales; Aquifoliaceae.